Molecule: messenger RNA, 2023 nt
Organism: Phanerochaete carnosa HHB-10118-sp
Lineage: Eukaryota; Fungi; Basidiomycota; Agaricomycetes; Polyporales; Phanerochaetaceae
Exons: 5
Coding region: 19-1812 (597 amino acids)
Biological process (GO): protein ubiquitination
Cellular component (GO): cytoplasm
Molecular function (GO): ubiquitin protein ligase activity
Source: RefSeq, a predicted model, not a curated record
GCGUCUGCGACGCUUUCUAUGUCCAGUCUCGCCACCUGGUUUAUUUGGGACCGGACCCGCAGAACACAGGGAGGCACCAAUUUCCCCCGCUCAGAACCCACCGCUUCUUCAACGACGACCACCAUGGCCCAACCUCAAGAUGCUGUCAUCAACAUGGGUGACUCGACCAAAAGGAAGCAGGAUACGCUCUUUGGCCCAAACAUUGGCAUCGUCGCCAAGGGUCCGGAAUGGACGGAGACUCGUGAGAAGACUGUCGAUGAACUCACUCCCGAGAUUGUAAGGGGAUGGAUCGCAAAGAGCAAGGAGGCGAAUGAAGCAACGACGACGCUCCAGGCUCUUGUUAACCUGAAGCGGCCGUCACUCCGCCUGACCCCGCUCGAGACCGACUCAUCCGACGACAUCGAACAUGACGACUCACAGCAUUACCAUGGCCUGGAGUUUGAGUACGACUGCGACGCCCCAAAGUGUGGUAUCUCCGUCCACGUCCUCGUUUCGCCUUUGCACCACCUCGCGGACCGAGCCGCUGGAAAUGCGCACUCCAGGAUUCUUGUGUUUGAGACCAUGACCGACGGCGGUUUUGGCAAGACUCUUAAGCUCGAAGAAGGCGCGACGCUCGAGCUCGGCCGCUACGAGCACCAGCCGCACGUCAAGACUUCCUCUACUACUUCAUCGCCAGACCUAGACGAGAAGAAGAUGGGCUCGCCUUCCGCAGGCAGUGCGGCCGGCCCGAGCCCCGAGAUCCCGACGUUGUCCCCCGAGGAUGGUGCAGAGGCUUCGGGCGCUCGCAAGACCAAGCGGUUCACUUCUUUCCACUUCCGCAAGCGUACGCAUGAAUCACGCACAGUCGUUGGUCCAGCUUUGGCGGUUGUUGAUGUCGAGGCCAAGGAGACCACACCCGACGAAAGGGAUGAGUCAAACCUGGGCGUGAAGGCGAUGAUUCGCCUUUCUGCGCUUGAUGAAGGCGGCAAGCCCCUCUCCUGCAUUAACGAACAAACGACCUACCUCCACAUUGUCCGUUUCGGCGCUCCGCCGCCCGCGGAGGAAGAUGACAAGCGCCCAUGGGUUGUCAAGGUCGUCAAACGGGAAGCCACGAUUGGCACGCACACCUUCCACCUGCACGAGAUCUACGGUCUGUCAAGUUCGACAACCAAUCCCACUGCCCCGCAGGCAGCGGUCCCCACGACCUACCCACCCACGAGCACGCCCGUUGUGCCGCAAGAGGACGAACCGUCUUCCGAGUGCUUGCUCUGUCUGUCCGCCCCGCGCGAGGUCGUCCUGCUUCCCUGCCGCCACCUCGUCGCCUGCCGCGACUGCGCAAUCAACAUGAUCGAGUUCGGCGCGGGCGGGCAGAUCGUCCAAAACGAUGCCACCCCUGCGGCCGGCGCGGAGGGCGAGAACGCGGAGGCCAACGAGGAGAAUACCGGCGGUAGCGCGGGCGAGCAGCAGCCGGCUGACGGAGCUUCGCCGCUGCCUACGCCGAUUCCGACUGUCGUACCGACCACCAACGCGCGCCGUAAGCGCAAGGCCAAGGGCUGGUUCUGCCCCGUGUGCAGGCAGCCAUACACAUCCUGCCUCCGGAUCACGACGACCCCGCCGACAAAGGACACGGCCUCUGAUAAGGACCAGCAGGAGACUGCUGAUAUUGCCGACCAUCCGCUCACCCCCUCGUCGCCCAGCCAACCGGCCUCUCCCACUCCACGCGGCGGCGUCCUGUCCUCGCUCAGCCGCCCUGGCUUCCUCAGGACGCUGACGACCCGGCAGCCCCAGCCUGAUCUCGAGCGCGGCCAGCCUGCUGCGGCUGCUGCGGCCUAGGUAUCUGGCGACCUCUCGCUUUGCUUGAGUCCUGUUUACUUUUCUUCCGCUUUUUCCAUCUCUGUCUCGACUCUUGACUGUACAGUGCUAAUUUGCUGCGAUCUGGUUUGGAGAUGGCCUUCCUUCAGCUGCUGUUUCUUCUCCGUGUAUAUUGUAUAUCUGCGCGUCUACGAAGUGAGUUGACUUGUCCUAUACUCUUUACUGUAGUGUA